UGAUAUGUUCCGUCUUCAUUUCCCAUAAGCCUUCAUUUUUCUCUGGGAAAAAAAAAAGCCGCCAUGCACAGUGUAGGAUGAGCAGCCGAUAAACAGAUUCAUUGGAUGAACUAUAAAUGAACUAACAGGAUGCUAGAUAACAUUCGAUACGCUACCAGGCUUCCGAAUACGUGCACAGUUCAAGUCCCAUUGUGUCAUUGGAGACGCGAGUGUGAACUAACCCGUGAAUACAGACGUUUCACUUUCUUCCUAGAGGAAUUCGUUGUUCUAUGAAGUAGUCCUUCAAACAUUUUAUAUUAAUUCAUUAAUUUGCGUUGUGUACUUUUGUAAAAGUUUUCGCCAAGAGUUUCUCGUGUAUGUCUUGAUCUUUCACGUGUGGCUCAAAUAUUCGGCCUGCGGAGCUGUUUUCACUAACAGAAGAAAGGGCAAAGAGAUCAUCCGAUCAGCACUCGUCCUUCUCUGUCACGUGAUCACCAAAUGCCAAUGCCAGUUGAAAGUAGCAAGCCCAUGCCAGGGAGACAAGUCUAGUUCGUACGAAUGCAAGACAAUUCCUCUCUCAGCACUUUCAACCUCAGCCUCAUUUUCAUACUCUUCUUAUCAUUCCUUCCUCCCUCCCACGAACGAUGUCCGCAGAGUACAGAGUGCCGAGGGGAGCGCCCUACGCUGCAGAAUGGGUGCUGCCCCGUGGAACCGAGUCAGGCCUGUUCUCCGGAACAAGGACUCGAUUGCGACACGGGGCUAGGAUUUUAUUGUGCGGAUGAACAGGGGGAAAUAAUCCUCGAUGGAGAAGGAACCUGUCUGGGUCAGUACAACCUCGCAGUGUUGAAUGUGAGCACCAGCAGUGUCAAUCUGACCUGGGAUCAUGUGGCUCAGGAACUGGACAAUUUUGAGUAUGUCGUCAUGUACAGGGAGUCGACGUUCUAUCACUCAGACAGUGGCUGGAAGAAUAAAGACGUAGGGGAAAGGCCUAAGGCUCUACUAAAAGAACUCAGUCCAGGGACUCUUUAUUUUGUUAAGGUGGCGAUAUGGUCUGGACGUUCGCUAGGCAACUACUCGGAGGUCAUCAUGGUGGACACCGUUGCGGCAUCCUAUUGCGAACACAAGUCGAAGAAGUACGAAGUGGGUGAACAGUUUGUCCACGAGUGUGAGGACAACUGUACCUGUAUGUCAAACGGCCAGUUCCAAUGCCAUCCUGUCUGUCCCGAAGAUUUAGGCCUACCCCAAGCCCCCGAAGAAGGUUGUGAGUACGAAAGAUCAGCUGACUGCUGCACAUACAUCAAAAUAUGUCAUUUUGGAGGCGAGCCCUGCAGUUACAACAACCAGACUCACAACCACUUGGCUGAGUUCAUGGAUGGUUGUAAGGAGUGUCAGUGCAAUUUCGGCAGCGUGGAUUGUAAGUAUUCCCAGGAGUGCAGCCCCAUGGAGGUCACAGUUUCAUGCCCGAAACCAAAAGUCCGUGAUGUUGGUGAAAAUUGCUGCCCUGAAUGGGAAUGUGAGAGUACAUGUACCUACGAGAACCAGACAUUCAACCAUUUGCAAUACUUCUCAAGUAGCCAGUGUGGACUAUGCCAGUGCAACGUUGCAGACGGCGUCCAAUGCGCCUCGGAUUGCCCGCCCGUUGCCAUGGUCUUGCCGGACGCCGCCUGUCCGGAUCCACAGAUUAAAAAAGACGGAUGCUGCGAGACUCUUCACUGCCACGAUCCGAACACAGACAUUCUCCAGUUCAUGCGAAACAUGUUUGCGUUGUCCUACAGUCCAGCCACCCUGACCUUAAGUUUUGAAGUGGACUCUCAGGAGGACGCCAACAAACCCCUGUACUGCCAGUAUGAGAUACUCUACACGAGCACGUCUGACCCUCAAGGCAACUGGAGCAGACGACUCAUUCAGCCGACGGACGUCUUGCUACAGCAAGACCAGUCUAGUCACACGAAUCUCACCGACCCUCUGACCCAUGACAGCGCCAUCGUGGUGGGUAAGCGUGCUUACGUCACACUGUCCGGCAUGCACCCGAACACGACUUACUAUGUGAAGAUAAUCCCACUGGACGGUCUACGUGAGGACAUGUCCGAAUCUCAGGCUGGUCAGCUUCAGUACAGCGACAGAAACAUAUCAGCCAUGGUGGUGGUCAAGACAAAGUCUUUGGUCAAUGUGACGUCAUGUUUCCACGAUGGUAAUGAAGUUCUACACUUGGAGGUCGUCCCUGGUCACUGCGGUCAGAGGUGUCAGUGUAUCCUGGGCCAGAUCAAAUGCCAGAGCAUCUGCGAGAGCGAAGCUCAAGUGGUCGCCUCGUCCACUACAUGUCCGGUGCCCAGGCUAGAGAGGAAACAGAACGACUGCUGCCCAACUUGGACAUGCUAUCCCUCAGCGUCUGGCUGUAUAUACAACGGAUUGAUUAUGUCCCAAGACCAAUCCUUGACCGAGGCCUGCCAGGUUUGCACAUGCAGAAAUUCUAGCGUGCAGUGUAGCCCAGUAUGUCAGACCAGCGAGAAUCCCCCAAGACCCGGUUGUGAGCUGACCAAUAUCACUGGGCAAUGCUGUCCUCAGUGGAGCUGCCCACUAGAGACUCACCCGCCAUCUGGCGUGAGGUCAACCAACAUUGCUGAGUUCCUUGGCAACUGCGAUAUUCCCCAUUCGGAGUUCAAAGAGAUGGUUGUGCAGAAACUGAGGGGGUAUUUGUCAAGCCAGCCCGCCUGCGCUAUGCAGACCAACUUCUGCGACUCUCUGAGCCUGGCGGUCACAUGUCCAGGUGGAAGCAACGAGGACUUCAUGCACAGGAGGCGCCGCCGGUCUGCGGUCAGUGAUAGCUCGGACAACAUCUACAUCCAUGUGUCUGUCUAUCAAAACUUCAGCUCUAAUACUUCCAAAGAAGUCGUCGAGCAGCAGGUCCGUACAGCUGGGUUGAAGCUUCUUUCUAUGCUAAAUACUACCUUCGAGUUGAACCUCGACAAUGGGCACUCCUUGAAGUCGACUAACUUGGUCAUCUACGAAGGCCUUUCCUACGUAUGUGACCACAGCUUCUCCUACGUCAAAGAUCUGGACACUUGCAUUUUGUCUGAAAUUGAGUCAGUGCAAGUAUUCAAACCGAACGUCCAACUGACGGCCACUACAGUGUCAGAGACCAGUGCAAGUCUUCAGUGGACUCUCUCAGAACCACAAGAUUUAAACCAAGUUCAAGGGUUUGUUGUUGAAUACAGACAAGAUGGAAGUUUGCAGUGGAUGACCUCCCAUGUUAUUGGCUCCUCACAACGGCUAUACAACAUCACCUCUUUGAAACCGGAUGUCAGCUUUACUGCUCGUCUGGUAGCGCUUCUGUCAUGGUCAGGCAGCAGCAAAUGGACAGUGGCUGAAAUCGGUUUUAGAACAACAUCGAUCCCUGUGCCCAUAAUCGCACCGUACAGUUUCCCACUGAAGAAUGUGACCAUCCAUGACAGCUGGGCUUUGCUGAUCUGGGAGCCGCUGCCCAGUGAAAUGCUGCUCAAACUAUCUGCGGUCAGUGUCAUCUACAAACAGUCCUAUAACAGUUACUAUACACACAAGCAAAUUGUUUCAUUCAAGAGUCAGACUCAAGUGCAACUGACUGGACUACAACCAGACACAGUCUACUCUGCUGAGAUCACCAUGCUGUUCUUUUCUGGGGAGACCAAAACUUCUGGACCUGUCCACUUUGUGACGAAAUCUCCACGUAACGUGUCAUCAGAGCUGCUUGUCGCUGUCAUUAUCGCCUGUGUCGUGUCACUCAUUGCUACUGUCGUGGUUAUCAUGACCUGCUUGAUGUGGAGGAAGAGCAAAAAGAAAGGGGACACCACUGGCUUUGAAAACAAAACUUUUGGAAUUCCCUUAGAGAACAACAACGAGGAGAGACCAAGCUGUCAUCCGGUGGUGAGCCCUGUCACCGAAGUGGAUGCCUCCUUCCCGAACAUAACCACUGUGAAUCUCAACAUGGACAUCUCCAUGCCGGCUAACGCAGUCUCAAACUGAUGCAGCCUCAAACUGAUGCAGCCUCAAACUGAUGCAGCCGCAAACUGAUGCAGCCGCAAACUGAUGCAGCAUCAAACAGAAGCAGCCUCAAACUGAUGCAGCCUCAAAAUGAUCCCGUCAAGAAUCUCAACAUACACCCUUGCUCUCACAAGCUUAUUGCAGGUUUUAUUCACAGUUUUGACGCAGGUUGCCACGAUGCGUUUUGGUGCGUACAAGCCAAUCAAAUUUAUUUGGAUGUCCGGAUAUUGUUUUUUCUUCUGUUCAGCAGGCGAUAUGUUUAGUCUGAUCUUGGAAAAACAAAAACUAAAUGAUUCUCAUUGCCUGCUUCAAGCUAAAUUAAUGAUCAUAGCAUAUUUAACAAUGUGUCUUGUUAUUCAUUCAUAAGUAUUUUCUUGUCCUAUUAAAAAAUAUAUAUUUUACUUUUUAAAAAAUUCAGACUCUGUUCUUGGAGUUGUUGUUUUUUUCCUUGAGAGAGUAAAAGAUGUUUAAGUCUGUUUCAAGUGUAUUUUUUUUGUUGCUGCUUUAAAUAAUAUCUGCAAAUGUGUAAUCCAAGAGACUGUUUUUAUAUGUCGUCAUUACAUUUUUAUGUGUUACAUUAUUACUCAGAAUGGAAUGUUAUGAAAUGUAAUGGAAUGUUAUGAAAUGGAAUGUUAUGUGAUGGGAUGGAAAGAAAUGGUUGUGUUUGUUGCUCAAGAAAGUAAAAUAUUUUUGUUGCUUUUUUUUUCUGUCGCUUAUUCCUCAUCAGAAUAAUAAAAAAGAUCAUCAUUCCAUUUUGUUCACAUUUCGUUCUGUGAAUUUCGUAGAUUUAAAUAUUAUUGUUUUUUAAAAUAAAAAGUAUCUAUUAAGUAUAUCCCCACCUGCCAGCAGGAUUAUCUGCUCUUGCUCAGUGAAUCUUCACUAGUCUUUUGGCCUCCCUUCUAUUUUUCUCACAUGCUAUCUUACAUCAUUUGUUUUGAUUGAAGUACAUGGCCUAGCUUCGCAAGUUCGCAUCCUCUAUAUUUGAUCUCUAUAAUUGGUCAAAGUUGGGCAUUUAUUAUAAGCCAUGUGAGAUAGAGUUUGGAUAUAAAUCUAUUCAAGUUAUUUUUACGGUAUAAGAUUAAAUAGUUUAAUCUUAAAUGAUUGACUUAGUCCUAGACGACAAUUACAUAAAAAAUCGGAACAUUUAAAAAAAAUUCGUAACCGAAACAAAUGUUAUUUAUUUAUUUAUUUGUUUGCUUUGUUUUUUCAUGAUUUCUCUGAUUGGCUAAUUCAUAUUCAAUGCUUUAUAAUUUCUGUAUUCGAAUAUAUACUCAUGUCUUAUCUAUCUUUUGUUUCCUGUCUUGGAAAUAUGUCUUCUUGGUCCACAGUAUUCUAUGCAAUGCACGUAAAAGGCAAAUACAUUGAGAAUAAAUUGUAUGUAUUUUUAUGUCAAUGUCCAAUACUCGGAGAAAAUGAGACACAGUGGAUGGAAUGUUUCUUUUAGUUUUAUCGUACUGACAUUACAAUGAGAUCAUUCUGUGUUUAAUACUUAACAUGUGGUGUCACAUACUUCAUUGUCUACUCCAGUAGACUCUCGUAUAUUUUUUUAAAGAGAACUUUCUGACGGUAUAGCUCAUACAUUAAGUUUAACAGUCCAAUGUGUCUGUUUAACAGUCGAAUAUUUCUGCUCAACAGUCCAAUGUGUCUGUUUAACAGUCGAAUAUUUCUGCUAAACAGUAGAAUGUGUCUGUUUAACAGUCGAAUAUUUCUGCUCAACAGUCCAAUGGUGUCUGUUUAACAGUCGAAUAUUUCUGCUCAACAGUAGAAUGUGUCUGUUUAACAGUCGAAUAUUUCUGCUCAACAGUCCAAUGUUUAGGUUUAGCAGUCCAAUGUUUAGGUUUAGCAGUCCAAUGUUUCUGUUUCGCAGUCCAGUGUUACUGUUUAACAGUUCAAUGUUUAGGUUUAACAUCCAAUGUUUCUGUUUAACAGAUCUGUAUUUGAUUGAAACAUUUUAUUGUAUAUAUACUGGAUACAAUGUUUGCAUCAAAGAAUGUAUUCAAAUAUUCAUGUGUUGCUUGAAUUAAUAUGCUUUCGCUUGUUGUAAAUAUUUACUAUUGAUUUUAAUCGAAUAUUUAUAUGUAUUUAGUUUUUUGUGAGAUCGAGAGAAAGAUUUGUGUCCUGCACUAGACUCCACUAUUCAAGACACCGUAGUGUUAGGUUAAUAGCUUUCACUGAUUACAAGAAAACAAAUUAUCGAACAACUAAAACACCACCUGACUUUUUUGUUUUGUUUUCGAAGUAGGAAGUAACCUUUAAAUGUUUUAUGUGUGGUGUUUGUAAAUAUUAAGCAAUGAAAAGUAAAUUUGUCAUUUAAUGUUAUGACAAAAUUAUCUUUACAAAAUAUAUUUUUAAAAAUACUUGUAAGAAGAAAUCUGGUUAGUGGACCACAAUACAAUACUGUAGCUUUGUUGUAUAAAAUAAGGAACAGUUAUUCUAUUGGAGAUGUUCAUGCAUAGUGGUCAAACUAUAAAUAGCAACUUUUGGGUGUACACAAUAAAGGAACUGUUUAUAAGCAAUGUUGUUUUUUAAGGUAGAGGAUCAUUUGUGUACACUUUUUAACUCUGCAGAAUCUCAUUGUCUAAUGUAUGAGGAUCAUUUGUGUACACUUUUUUUAGCAGCCCCCGAAAGGGGAAAACACUAUUAGUUUUGUGCAAAAUGUCUGUCCGUCUGUCCGUCCGUCCCGUUUAGAUCUGGUAAACUAGAAAAGAUAUUGAAAAUCCGACAUCACAAUAUUUUAGACCAUUCAAAGAUCUGAUGCAACGGCUCCUUUUUUUUUCUGAAAGCGAAAAAUCUAAUUUUUAAAAUCAGUUAUGCAAGCAGUUUUUUAAAGAGAAAAAGCUAAUUAGUAUGCAUUAUAAGUUAGACCUAAAUUUAAAUGAAUAGUAAUCUUACCAACUUCAUUUUUCUGAACAUUUUUUUUAUUGCGGAGUUUUUUGUUUUUUUUUUCGAAUAAGAGAUUGAGCCUUUUCAAAACAAUUAGAUCAAUUAUAAGACAUCAGUUAGGCCAAGGGAGACGUGGUGGCUGAGCGGUAAAGCGCUUGGCUUCCGAACCGGGGGUCCCGGGUUCGAAUCCUGGUGAAGACUGGGAUUUUCAACUUUGGAAUCUUUGAGCGCCUCUGAGUCCACUCAGCUCUAAUGGGUACCUGACAUUAGUUGGGGAAAAGUAUAGGCGGUCGGUCGUUGUGCUGGCUACAUGACACCCUCGCUAACCGUAGGCCACAAAAACAGAUGAACUUUACAUCAUCUGCCCUAUAGACCACAAGGUCUUAAAGGGAAAUAGUUAGGCCAGGUUCACAUCUAACUUUACAUUCACUUACAUCUAUCUAUCCUUUGAUCUGCGGGACCGUUGGGGCACUACACAAGAUCUGUUAACCUUCUUUCUCUAUUCUUAUCUCUCAUUUGUCUUUGAUAUAAUUUCAUUUGGAUGUUUCUUUCUGAAAAUAUUGAAGCCUGCCUGGGUAGACCUCUUCGGGGCCGAUUUCGAGUUUGUGUUUCCACACAAACUGUCUUUUGUAACCUUGUUAACUCUGCAGAAUCUCAUUGUCUAAGCCCUCCGUUUAUUGCAUAAAAUAAUUUCAGUGUAAAGAACGUACCAGACAUUCAAUCUAGGACUUGAAAUUUAAAUAGAAACAAAUGUGCCACUAGCUUGCUAGAUCUAUUGCCUCGCAUUGAGAUUGUGUUUGAAGUAUAAGAAAGGUCAAUUUUUGUUUUUAUUUAGUUGGUAACUGUGACUUUUAAAUUUAGCAUCCUUGACAUUGUUUAGUUUAUAGUUUAAGUCUCUAAUAUUCCUUAUUUCACUGUGCUUAUAAUAAGAGAAUUUUUUGUUGUUUUUUACGUAUUAAUAAAUGAAUAAAAAUUCUCAACACAUGAAAAACAUAUUUCCUUUUAAUAACAGGUCUAGAUCUAAUAUUGAAACUCACGAAUUGUUUUACUUGCUAUUGCUUGGAAAUACUUAAGUCCUUUUGUCAGAUCAGUGUAUAGUCAAAGACAAUGUAGUUAGUUGUAUAUUUGGUUGCUUGUGAUGUAUAUAGGUAUGUGAUUGUAUACAUUGAACUCAAAGUUGCUGCUGACAAAUAUUAUCAUGUUGAUAAUUUUAAAACUAGAUGAAACCAUUUCAUUCGAGUUGUGAUUUUGUAACACAAUUAAACAAGAAUAACAGUUCAAGUAAAACAA
This is a messenger RNA of Biomphalaria glabrata, 8169 nucleotides long. RefSeq lists its product as uncharacterized. Gene Ontology annotation, molecular function: protein binding. Lineage: Eukaryota; Metazoa; Mollusca; Gastropoda; Planorbidae. The transcript is spliced from 20 exons. The coding region runs from base 538 to 3978 and encodes 1146 amino acids. The record is from RefSeq and is a predicted model, not a curated record.